Molecule: messenger RNA, 2758 nt
Organism: Crotalus tigris (Tiger rattlesnake)
Lineage: Eukaryota; Metazoa; Chordata; Lepidosauria; Squamata; Viperidae
Gene: DDX27
Product: DEAD-box helicase 27
Exons: 21
Coding region: 150-2402 (750 amino acids)
Molecular function (GO): ATP binding; nucleic acid binding; RNA helicase activity
Source: RefSeq, a predicted model, not a curated record
UGUUUGCGGAGCUGCUUUUCUCUCGAGGAUGUCGAGGUUCCGAAGCGCUUCCUGCCGCUGCCGCGGGGGGACCCUUUCGGAGCGUCCUACGUUUCCGACCGGAGCGAAGGGACAGGGGACCGGAAGUCGCGUGCUUCCCCGCAGCCACGAUGGAGGCCGGUACCGGAGCCAAACGGAGCCUGGAGGAGCAGGAGCGGACGGACUCGGAGUCAGAGGAGGAACCGGCGGCGGCGGCGGUCCGAGGAGACUUCGCAGCGGGCUUCGCGUUCUCUGAGAAGGAAGCGGCGGCAGGGCCGGGCGGCGGGGCCUGGGCGGAGGCGCUGGGGCAGCUGAAGCGCAAGCGCUGCGCCACCAGCUUGGACGAGAAAAUCGCGACGGUGCGGAGGCAGCGCCGAGCUCAGGAGAAGGCGACCAAAGAAGGAGCGGCAAGCAGAGAGUGUGGAGGGGCCACCGGGGAAAAUGAGGCAAAGGCCGGGGGAGACAGCGAGGAGGAAGAGGAAGAGGAGCUGCAGUCGGAGCCUUCCUCGGCCGACGAGAGCGUCUUCGCCAAAGCUGAUAUGCUAAAGCUGAAGGAGCGGUGGAAACAGAAACAUGGUGAAAAGGAGGAAACCACACAGUUCUUUCAGGAAGACGCUUCGCAGUAUGAUGAUAGUUUGUCCUUCCAAGAUAUGAACCUCUCUCGGCCCUUGCUGAAGGCUAUAACUGCUCUGGGCUUCAAGCAGCCUACCCCGAUCCAGAAGGCCUGCAUCCCUGUAGGACUGUUGGGGAAGGACUUGUGUGCGUGUGCAGCCACAGGAACAGGAAAGACUGCGGCCUUCAUCCUUCCUGUCCUGGAGCGCCUGAUCUACAAACCUCGGCAGGCCCCCGUCAGUCGGGUGUUAGUGCUGGUGCCAACUCGGGAGCUGGGCAUCCAGGUGCAUUCCGUUACAAAGCAGCUGGCUCAGUUCAGCAGCAUCACCGUGUGCCUGGCAGUGGGUGGCUUGGACCUCAAGACCCAGGAGGCAGCCCUGCGCUCUGGCCCUGACAUUCUCAUCGCCACUCCUGGCCGCCUCAUUGACCAUCUGCACAACUGUCCCUCCUUCCACCUGGGCAGCAUUGAGGUCCUCAUUCUGGAUGAAGCCGACCGGAUGCUGGAUGAAUAUUUUGAGGAGCAGAUGAAGGAGAUCAUUCGGAUGUGCGCUCGACACCGCCAGACCAUGCUCUUCUCUGCCACCAUGACGGACGAGGUCAAGGAUUUGGCUUCGGUUUCUUUGAAAAACCCCGUCCGGAUCUUUGUGAACAGCAACACAGAGGUGGCCCCCUUUCUGCGCCAGGAGUUCGUCCGCAUCCGGCCCAGCCGCGAGGGGGACAGGGAGGCCAUUGUGGCAGCUCUGCUGACCCGGACCUUCCCUGACCACGUGAUGCUCUUCAUCCAGACCAAGAAACAGGCCCACCGCCUGCACAUCCUCCUGGGCCUGAUGGGCCUGCGUGUCGGGGAGCUGCACGGCAACCUUUCCCAGGCCCAGCGCUUGGAGGCUCUCCGGCAGUUCAAGGACGAGCAGAUCGACGUCCUGGUGGCCACCGAUGUUGCCGCCCGAGGCCUUGACAUUGAAGGCGUCAAGACAGUGAUCAACUUCACCAUGCCCAACACCACCAAGCACUAUGUCCACCGGGUGGGGCGCACAGCUCGGGCGGGGCGCGUGGGCCGCUCCGUGUCCUUAGUGGGCGAGGAAGAGCGCAAGAUGCUGAAGGAGAUCGUCAAGGCUGCCAAGGCCCCCGUGAAGGCCAGGAUCCUCCCCCAGGAUGUGAUUCUGCGCUUCCGGGAGAAAAUUGAGAAGCUGGAGCCAGAUGUGUACGCUGUGCUGCGCCUGGAGCGGGAAGAGCGGGCGCUGCAGUGCUCGGAGGCCCAGAUCAACACUGCCAAGCGGAGGUUGGAAGCCGGUUCCCAGCCAGCAGGGGCUGGGGGCACUCCCCGCAGCUGGUUCCAGAGCCAGGAGGAGAGGAAGAACGAGAAGCUCGCCAAGGCCCUGCAGGAGUUUGACUUUGCGCUUCGAGGCAAGAAGAAGAGAACCAAGUUUGUGAGGGAUUCCCAGAAGAAGGCUCAGCCUACGCCUGAGGAACGUUCCCAGUUUGAGAUCUUGAAGGCCCAGAUGUAUGCCGAGCGACUAGCCAAAAGGAGCCGCCGGCCCAAGCGAGCCCGGGCCAUGCCGGAGGAAACGCCGCCGACAGAAAUGGAGGCUGGGCCCAAGAAGCAGUGCAAGAAGAAAACUUCGGCAUUUGACGUGGAGCUCACCAACACGAACGAGAAAGCCCUCAAGCAGUAUCGAGCAGGGCCUUCCUUUGAAGACCGCCAGCGUCUGGGCCUUCAGGGGAGAAGGAAAGGAGGAAAAUUUAAAACCAAGUCCAGGUACAGGCGGAAGUGAGCGCACCUGGGGGCCGGGUGGCAGAGGCCUCCACCUGGCAGCCCUUGUGGAAUUCAAGAUCUCUUCAGAUCAGCUCUCGGGGCAGCAGCAGCCGAGCAGUUGGAACCGAGCAGUGCCCAGAAAAAAAACACCUGGCUGCUUUGGGACUUGGCUGAAGAAUUGGACCUUGGGAGGGAUGUCAGGAGGACCUCUCUUGUGGUCCAUUUUCUCGCUUCUCUGGAACUUCCUAGGAAGACCCUGAGACCAAAUAAACAACUAUGUUGUUGACUCAUCUACGUUGCUGCCUUGCUAUGGAGCCCGAGGGUUUUGUGUGAUCUUUACCUAACAACUAUUAAAGGAGGUUAUGAAAAUUCCAA